AUGACGUCACGGUUCCAGGUAGACGCUGAAGGAAGGGAUCGGCUGGUGAGGACGAAGACGAGGAAGGAGGGAUCUCCCCGCGGUCGUGGUCGCGCACCUUUCGUGCUCGGGAUGCUGAGGAUGAGGAGGAUGGUGAUGAUGAUGGAGGAGGGAUGGCUGCUGCUGCUGGCGCUGCUCGCCAUUGCGAGAGGCAGCCUGGGGGCCGACACGGAGGAGCGUUUGGUGGAACAUCUCCUAAAUCCUGCACACUACAACAAACUGAUCCGUCCUGCCACAAAUGGCUCGGAGCUGGUAACUGUGCAGCUGAUGGUGUCGCUGGCCCAACUCAUCAGUGUGCAUGAACGAGAGCAGGUGAUGACCACAAAUGUCUGGCUGACACAGGAGUGGCAGGACUAUCGCCUGACUUGGGUCCCGGAGGAGUUUGACGGCAUGCUGAAGGUCAGGCUGCCUUCCAAACACAUCUGGCUGCCCGACGUGGUUCUCUACAACAACGCCGACGGCGUGUACGAGGUGUCGUUCUACUCCAACGCGGUGGUGUCGUACGACGGCAGCAUCUUCUGGUUGCCACCGGCCAUCUACAAGUCGGCCUGCAAGAUCGAGGUCAAGCAUUUCCCCUUUGACCAGCAGAACUGCACCCUGCGCUUCCGCUCGUGGACCUACGACCGCACCGAGAUCGACCUGGUUCUCCGCGCCGACGUCGCCAGCAUGGACGACUUCACGCCCAGCGGCGAGUGGGACAUCAUCGCCCUGCCGGGGCGGCGGAACGAGAACCCGGCGGACCCCGCCUACGUGGACAUCACGUACGACUUCAUCAUACGCCGCAAGCCCCUUUUUUACACCAUCAACCUCAUCAUCCCCUGCGUGCUCAUCACCUCCUUGGCCAUCCUGGUCUUCUACCUGCCAUCGGACUGCGGCGAGAAGAUGACGCUUUGCAUCUCCGUGCUUCUGGCGCUCACCGUCUUCCUGCUGCUUAUCUCCAAAAUCGUCCCACCCACCUCCCUGGAUGUCCCCCUGGUGGGGAAGUACCUGAUGUUCACCAUGGUCCUGGUCACCUUCUCCAUCGUCACCAGCGUGUGCGUGCUCAACGUGCACCACCGCUCACCCACCACGCACACCAUGCCGCCGUGGGUCAAGGUGGUCUUCCUCAACAAGCUGCCCGCCUUGCUCUUCAUGCGCCAGCCGAGGAACAGCUGCGAGCGACAGCGGCUGCGCCAACGGCGGAGAGCCCAGGAGCAGAAGGAGGGCGGGCGCGGGGGAGAGGCGGGGGCCCUCAUGGUGGGGCUCGGGUUGGGGGGUAGCAACAGCGCGGGGGGCGGAGCCUCAUCGGCGGCAGUGUUCAACAAGGAGGACAGUGACCCUUGUACCUGCUAUGUGAACAGAGCGUCUGUCAAACAGUUCGGAGGAGACCUGGGUGCGAAGGGAGGGUCCCUGGACGGUCUGAACAGGGUGAGAGAGAGUCGGGAGGGGGGCUCUGGGAACCCCCUGAGAGGGAAGCAAGCAGCAGGGGGUCAGGCUCUCACGCAGGCUAUCCUGGCUCAAGCCUGUCCCGGCUUCGAUGAGGCGGUAGAAGGAGUGCGCUUCAUCGCCAACCACAUGAAGGGUGAAGACGAUGACCAGAGUGUGAGCGAGGACUGGAAGUACGUCGCCAUGGUGAUCGACCGCCUCUUCCUGUGGAUCUUUGUGUUCGUGUGCGUGUCCGGCACUUUGGGCAUGUUCAUGCAGCCGCUCUUCCAGAAUUACACAGCCAAGAGCAUCCACAUGCCCGGAUGAGCGGCGCCUCACGCGCAUACACACACACCUACACGCACACACAUGGCGAGCACGCUGACGGGACAGCGCCCCGACCUGCCCCCUCCACCCUUUGAGUCAGAGGUGCGAGAGGGGGCUUUUAUUUGCUCAAAAAGAGACAGGAUGUGAACGGCAACUUUCCAGAAACUUGUUUUUGUCUCUUAAGAGAAAAGGUGGUACUCUUACCUUUUCCCCCCCUACCCCCUCGCUCAUCCUGCAUCAUAGCCCCCCCUCCUGCCCCCCCCCCCCCCCCCGAUUAGGGAGAAAAGUUGGAAAUUGGUGAAUGAAUCCACCAUGAAGUGACCAGCAAACGCGGUACCUUCUGUCUAUAUUUCAGAAUAAAAGCACGACAGAUUGUUGUUGAGUCUAAGAAUGUUAGCAGGAAGUAAAAAAAAAAAAGAAGAAAACCUUCCAACCUCAGGACUACACCUCAUGAUGAUGAUGAUGCACACGAAGAAGAAGCUCAAAAAUAAUAUAGAAGUUAUAUAGUUAAGUUGUCAUUGUUCCUGUCAACUUCCUGUUGCCAUCUUUCUUUCCUUGCCAUGUCUCCUAACUCCUCCACUUGUCCUGUCCUUGUCUCUCUCUUGUCUUCCUUUUCCUGCAACACAUAUUUUCCUCCUUUCCUUCCAAACCAGGGGUGUCCAAGCAUUUUUUUAAGGGGGGUGUUACGGUUGUACGGGGGAAGAAGACGGCACAGAAAGGAGGGGACGUCAUUUUAUCUCUGUGUUUAUUUACAUAUGUAUAUAAAUAGGAAAUAAUAAUUAAAGCUGCAAGCAGCGAUGGACGGGACCGACUUUGACGGCACAUAAAAUCCAAACCGGAGCAGUAAUUAAAACUCUUUGGUCAACUUUUAAUCAGAAGGGUUCAAUCUCUCUCCUGUGCUAGUUUGAAGCCGACACGACAAACGCGCUCAGAGGAGAUGAUGUUUGAAAAAAGGUGACCGGUUUUUACAAAACUUUUGUUUUGAAGGGGGAAUUGCAAACUUCCUGUUGGUUUUUGCUGAAGGAUGUCAGUGUAUUAAAUGUAGGUCUAAGUGAGACCUACAUUGAGGUUUUUGUUUCAUGUCUCUAAGGCAUUCCUACUGGAAGUUACAGGCAGUUUUGUCUGAGUUUUCUUCCUAGGAGCAGUUGUGUCUGUGUUUUCUUCCGAGGGGGCGCGAGAGCGCAAUUUUGAGUUUUGGGGUUGGGUUUUUUAUUAGAUCGCAAUUUUUGCCAGUCCUGAUGUGUGUGUCCAGUUUGGUGAGUUGUGAAGCAUGUUAGGGGGUCAAAUUACAGCUCAAAGAGGUGAAUGUUUUUACUAAACUUUUGUUUUGAAGGGGGAAUUGCCAACUUCCUGUUAAUUUUUGCUGAAGGAUGUCAAUGUAUGAAAUCUAGACCUACAUAGAGGUUUUUGUUUCAUGUCUCUACGACAUUCCUACCGGAAGUUAUAAGCAGUUUUGUCUGUGUUUUUUCCUAGGGGGCGCUAUAGCGCAAUUUUGAGUUUUGGGGUUUGUUUUUUUUAUUAGAUGGCAAUUUUUGCCAGUCCUGAUGUGUGUGUCAAAUAUGGUGAGUUUUGAAGCAUGUUUAGAGGGUCAAAUUACAGCUCAAAGAGGCGGCGGUAUAAUAAUGAAGAAUAAAACGCACAAAAUACAAUAGGGUCCUCUGUCCCAAAGGGACAUUGCGGUCCCUAAUAAUAAACAAGGGAAUGGAGUGUGACUAAUCCAAAAGCGUAUGGUGUGCAACUAUGUGUAGGAAUUAAAUGAGGAGUGUUACCCGUAGUGUUGCGCGAGAGGCAGAAGUCCAAGAGGGGCAAGGCUGGCUCUGGGGUCCGUGAGCAGACGUGAGGUCGAGGGGAAGGGGUCCAGGCGGAAGGUCGAGAUCCAAGAGGCAGCCAGGGAAGCAGAGGGAAUACGGGGAGACGAGACGCACUGCUCGUGACACGGGAACGGAGGUACGCUGCUGGAAGGCGACAAGGGGGACACGAGACAAAUAAACACAACAGGGGAGAAACACAGAGAGAGAAAGAGUGCAUAGAGCUUGCUAGGUUCGGCUUACUGUACAGGACAGGUCGUUACGUUCUGGCCCAGAAUAGCAGGUUGCGGUGGCUUAAGAAGGCAGCUCGUCUCAUCAGUGACAGGUGUGUUGAUUGCUGAUGAUUGUAUGCAGCUGCUUGCUGCAGCCGGCGUGGAGCUCCUGGAGGUGCGCCCAGCAUGGUAGACAGAUGAAUGCGCAAUGCAAAUCAAAGCAUGCGGGGGCCAUUUUGAUAUUUUUCACUUUCAAAACCAAUAUGUAGAUUUUUUUAUGAGCUUUAGAGCCCCCCUUAACAAUUUCCCUUGUGAAUCAUUAAAGUUUGUCUCAGUCUUAGUGUUGAAAAUAAUUCAUAUAUGUAUUUUCUUUUUAUUGAUUUAAUGCUUACAUUUCUAGAUCAGGUGUAUGUUUUGCAAUGUUGUAUGCCCUUUUUGUCAAAACCCUGUUUUUUUGAUGGCAAAAACACAAACUAUGCAAUAUUUCCCGCUAAAAAUAAUUUCCAAGUGGAAUAUUUAAUGUCAUGUAAUCGGAGCCCUGAAUAGGUCAAUGAAUUAUAACAACAUUGAUUAUUAUUAUUAAUUCAUUAUUAUUAUUUUUUUAAUCAAUGACAGUAUCUACAAAAAAAAAGUCCCACUAGAAUUCUCGGGGAUCCACAAAAACGGCCCACUCAUAAAAGUGUUAAAUAUGAUAAUUUUUUAUAAUUUUUUAAAAUGUUUUUGUUUGUUGUAUGCCCUUUUGUCAAAGAAAAAACAUAUUUUAGACUUAAAAUAUGCAAUGUUUUAAGUGGAAUUUUUUAUGUCAAGUAUUUGUAGCUUUGAAUAGGUCAAUAAAUAUUUUUUGAUCAAUGUCAGUAUUUACAAAAAAAAAGUCCCACUAAAAUUCUUGGUGAUUCCAAAAAACGGCCCACUCAUAAAAGUGUUAAAAAUUAUAAUUUUUUAUAUUUUUUUCAUGUUUUUGUUUGUAGUAUACCCUUUUUGUCAAAGAAAAAAUUAGUGGGACACUUUGGACACCUGUGUUGUAUACGUUACCUUCUGUUUUCCUCCUUUCUUAUCUUUCCUUGCCUAUUUUUCUCCUCUGUUGUCUCGUUUCCUUACCUACCUUUCAUUUCCUUUACUCCUCGCCUCCUUAUUUCCUUCCUUGAGUUGCCUCAGUCUCCUUGUUUUCCUCUCCCAGCUUUUUGUCCCCCUUCUCUGUCCUUCCUGUGCAUAUACAGUCGGAAACAUACGCUCCCUGCCAUCAUCUUUCAUAUCCUCUCCUCUGGAAGAAACAUUUCAUUCUGUUAGAGAUCCACACUGCUCACACGCCCUGCCACAGACCAGCUAAAGGCUUUUUUCAGGCUCACGCUGUCGGGGGGGAAGGGAGCGCGGCUGAAUGAAUUUUUCAAUAAAGGUCGAGGAGAUGUGGACUAUGAGUCACGAGCAUCAGCAGGGAAGAGGAUGCAUACUGUAUGGUUAUGAUACACCGUGAUCAAUGAUAUCAUGCGGACCUCCAGCAAGAGCACAAGUCCGCUGUUGCUUAUUUUUACACUCACAGGAACUCUGAAGAGUCGGACAAUUUACAGUCGGUCCCUAAAAUGUGUCUCUUUGACCUCUGACCUGUCCACUCUCUGUCUUUGUCGUCUCACUGAUGCAAACAUGACACCCCCUCCCUCCCCCCCAACUGUGGCAGUCCAAUAAAGGUUGUAGGUUGAGCAGGGAUGUGUUUGUGUC
Messenger RNA from Nerophis lumbriciformis (worm pipefish), 5503 nucleotides. It is a transcript of the gene chrnb2, whose product is annotated as cholinergic receptor, nicotinic, beta 2. Gene Ontology annotation, cellular component: postsynaptic membrane. Gene Ontology annotation, molecular function: acetylcholine-gated monoatomic cation-selective channel activity; transmembrane signaling receptor activity. Gene Ontology annotation, biological process: monoatomic ion transmembrane transport. The record is from RefSeq and is a predicted model, not a curated record. Lineage: Eukaryota; Metazoa; Chordata; Actinopteri; Syngnathiformes; Syngnathidae.